Messenger RNA from Penicillium malachiteum, 1944 nucleotides. RefSeq names its product fimbrin (gene sac6). Gene Ontology annotation, biological process: actin filament network formation; actin filament bundle assembly. Gene Ontology annotation, cellular component: cytoplasm; actin filament bundle; actin filament. The transcript is spliced from 5 exons. The record is from RefSeq and is a predicted model, not a curated record. The coding region runs from base 1 to 1944 and encodes 647 amino acids. Gene Ontology annotation, molecular function: actin filament binding. Lineage: Eukaryota; Fungi; Ascomycota; Eurotiomycetes; Eurotiales; Aspergillaceae.
AUGAACGUCCUCAAACUCCAAAAGCGCUUCCCGCAGCUGGAUCAGGGCGAGAUUUUCUCCCUCCAGGAUGCAUUCCAUAAGCUGGACGUCGAGGAUCGCGGCUAUCUUGACGAAGCCUCGGUGAUCAAGGCUACCCAACAGUCUGAGAGACAACCCUACGAUGUAGUGCGACAGACGCUGAAAGGCGUAGAGCUCGAUAGCUCCCGACGUGUCGAACUCGAGGAUUAUAUCGAUCUAGUUGCACGACUUCGAACAGGGCCUGCCCCUGGUGCUCAAGCCGCCAGCCCCGCAGCUGUGAUUCAAGGAGCUGGAGCCGGCGCUGGCGCUGGUGCCCGCCACGCCUCCAAGCCUAGUGUCGGUGGUGGUAGAAUUCACGUCCAAGGCUCAUCAUCCAAUGUUACGCAUACAAUCAACGAGGAUGAGCGUACCGAAUUCACGCGACACAUCAACGCAGUCCUGGCAGGCGACCCGGAUAUUGGCAACCUGUUGCCUUUCCCGACUGAUACAUUUGAGAUGUUCGACAAGUGCAAGGAUGGAUUGGUAUUGGCCAAGUUGAUCAAUGACAGCGUCCCGGAUACUAUCGAUGAGCGCGUUUUAAACAAGGCAGGAAAAAAGAUCAAGCAGUUGAAUGCCUUCCACAUGACAGAGAACAACAACAUUGUCAUCAACUCUGCCAAGGGUAUCGGCUGCUCGGUCGUGAACAUUGGCAGUGGAGAUAUCAUUGAGGUUCGCGAGCAUUUGAUCCUGGGUCUUAUUUGGCAGAUCAUUCGUCGUGGUCUGCUGGGUAAGAUUGAUAUUAAGCUCCACCCUGAGCUUUACCGUCUUCUGGACGAGGAUGAGACUCUCGAACAGUUCCUCCGUUUGCCUCCAGAGCAGAUCCUGCUCCGCUGGUUCAACUACCACCUUAAGAAUGCCAAGUGGGAGCGAAGAGUCACCAACUUCUCGACUGAUGUCAAGGACGGAGAGAACUACACAGUGCUCUUGAACCAGCUCGCACCCGAUGUUUGCUCUCGUAGCCCUCUUCAGACAAGAGAUAUGCUUCAACGCGCCGAAGAGGUCCUUACAAAUGCCGAUAAGCUCGAUUGCCGAAAGUUCCUGACCCCUACCUCCCUCGUUGCCGGAAACCCUAAGCUGAACCUUGCGUUUGUCGCCAAUCUUUUCAACACACACCCCGGUCUUGACCCGAUCACCGAGGAGGAGAAACUUGAGGUGGAGGAUUUCGAUGCCGAGGGAGAGCGCGAGGCUCGAGUCUUUACCCUCUGGCUGAACUCCUUGGAUGUGCAGCCCGCAGUGAACUCGCUUUUCGACGAUCUGCGUGACGGUAACGUCUUGUUGCAGGCCUAUGACAAGGUCAUUCCUGGCAGUGUCAACUGGCGCCAUGUCAACAAGCCCCCUGCGUCCGGCGCGGAACUGAUGCGUUUCAAAGCUGUUGAGAACACAAAUUACUCGAUCGAGCUUGGAAAGCACCAUGGUUUCUCCUUGGUUGGUGUGCAGGGUGCUGAUAUCACAGAUGGUCAACGGACCCUCACACUUGGAUUGGUGUGGCAGUUGAUGCGUCGCGAUAUUACCAACACCUUGUCUGCUCUGGCUCAACGUCUGGGCAAGCGUGAGAUUACUGACUCAGAGAUGAUCCGAUGGGCCAAUGACAUGUCUAAGAGCGGCGGUCGUACCUCCUCCAUCCGCAGCUUCAAGGACUCGUCUAUCGGUACUGGCCUGUUCUUGCUGGAUGUGCUGAACGGAAUGAAGAGCAGCUAUGUUGACUAUGAUAUGGUCACUCCUGGCCGUACUGAUGAGGAGGCAUAUGCCAACGCCAAGCUCAGUAUCAGUAUUGCCAGAAAGAUGGGUGCUACAAUCUGGCUCGUGCCCGAGGAUAUCUGCCAAGUGCGCUCCCGCCUGGUCACCACCUUUAUUGGUUCCCUCAUGGCUACUUUUGAGAAGAUGUAA